This is a messenger RNA of Nomascus leucogenys (northern white-cheeked gibbon), 5435 nucleotides long. It is a transcript of the gene SLC39A9, whose product is annotated as solute carrier family 39 member 9. NCBI's taxonomy places the organism in Eukaryota, Metazoa, Chordata, Mammalia, Primates, Hylobatidae. The record is from RefSeq and is a predicted model, not a curated record. Gene Ontology annotation, cellular component: membrane. Gene Ontology annotation, biological process: transmembrane transport; zinc ion transport. Gene Ontology annotation, molecular function: metal ion transmembrane transporter activity.
UCCGGAAGUGGAUGGAAUGAAGAGGUGCCACUUGGCGGCCAUGGCAGCUGUAGUAUCGGCGACUCCGGGUCAAGGCCCGGUCGAGUGCAGUACCAUGGGCAGCACCGGGUAUAGGGCAGAGACAGCUUUGUGUCAACUUUGCUGCUGAACCCCUAGGACCCAUCGUUAGAGACCUGCAGGACUCCUUUCCUCAUCCCGGGCUCGGAGGAGAGUUUGCUGGGACUGGUGGGCUGGUUUCCUGCUCUGGGGGGCGGAUCACCUUUGGGGCCGCCUCUUGGAGACAGGGGCGCCUAGGGAACGAACAGGUUCGCUUGAGUCACUUACCCGCCGCCGCCUAAGACAUUGUGCCACCCUCAAUCCGACAAUCGAAGAAAUCGAUCAUUUGCACAUUUUCCCCAUUGACUUUUCCCAUCUCUGUUAACCCACGAGAAUCUAAUGACUGGCAUCUGAGAACCCAGAGCUUGGGACCUUAGAUUGCUGUAAGCUUUCUCUGGUGCUAAUAUCAGCAAAAAGGGUCUGUUUCCGAGUACGUUCAAGAGGAAGGUGCCUCGUGAACACAUCUGCUGGUGGGGAGGCCUAAAGAACUGGAAAGCCCACUCUCUUGGAACCACUACACCUGUUUAAAGAACCUAAGCGCCAUUUAAAGCCACUGGAAAUUUGUUGUCUAGUGGUUGUGGGUGAAUAAAGGAGGGCAGAAUGGAUGAUUUCAUCUCCAUUAGCCUGCUGUCUCUGGCUAUGUUGGUGGGAUGUUACGUGGCCGGAAUCAUUCCCUUGGCUGUUAAUUUCUCAGAGGAACGACUGAAGCUGGUGACUGUUUUGGGUGCUGGCCUUCUCUGUGGAACUGCUCUGGCGGUCAUCGUGCCUGAAGGAGUACAUGCCCUUUAUGAAGAUAUUCUUGAGGGAAAACACCACCAAGCGAGUGAAACACAUAAUGUGAUUGCAUCAGACAAAGCAGCAGAAAAAUCAGUUGUCCAUGAACAUGAGCACAGCCACGACCACACACAGCUGCAUGCCUAUAUUGGUGUUUCCCUCGUACUGGGCUUCGUUUUCAUGUUGCUGGUGGACCAGAUUGGUAACUCCCAUGUGCAUUCUGCUGACGAUCCAGAAGCAGCAAGGUCUAGCAAUUCCAAAAUCACCACCACGCUGGGUCUGGUCGUCCAUGCUGCAGCUGAUGGUGUUGCCUUGGGAGCAGCAGCGUCUACUUCACAGACUAGUGUCCAGUUAAUUGUGUUUGUGGCAAUCAUGCUACAUAAGGCACCAGCUGCUUUUGGACUGGUUUCCUUCUUGAUGCAUGCUGGCUUAGAGCGGAAUCGAAUCAGAAAGCACUUGCUGGUCUUUGCACUGGCAGCACCAGUUAUGUCCAUGGUGACAUACUUAGGACUGAGUAAGAGCAGUAAAGAAGCCCUUUCAGAGGUGAACGCCACGGGAGUGGCCAUGCUUUUCUCUGCUGGGACAUUUCUUUAUGUUGCCACAGUACAUGUCCUCCCUGAGGUGGGCGGAAUAGGGCACAGCCACAAGCCCGAUGCCACGGGAGGGAGAGGCCUCAGCCGCCUGGAGGUGGCAGCCCUGGUUCUGGGUUGCCUCAUUCCCCUCAUCCUGUCAGUAGGACACCAGCAUUAAAUGUUCAAGGUCCAGCCUUCGUCCAGGGCCGUUUGCCAUCCAGUGAGAACAGCCGGCGCGUGACAGCUACUCACUUCCUCAGUCUCUUGUCUCGCCUUGCGCAUCUCCACAUGUAUUCCUAGAGUCCAGAGGGGAGGUGAGGUUAAAACCUGAGUAAUGGAAAAGCUUUUAGAGUAGAAACACAUUUACAUUGCAGUUAGCUGUAGACAUCCCAUUGUGUUAUCUUUUAAAAGGCCCUUGACAUUUUGAGUUUUAAUGUUUCUCUUAACCCUAUUCUCAGGGAAGAUGGAAUUUCAUUUUAAGGAAAAGAGGAGAACUUCAUACUCAAAAUGAAAUAGUGAUUAUGAAAAUACAGUGUUCUGUAAUUAAGCUAUGUCUCUUUCUUCUUAGUUUAGACGCUCUACCACUUUAUCCAUUGAUUUUUAACAUGGUUCCCACCAUGUAAGACUGGUGCUUUAGCAUCUAUGCCACAUGCCUUGAUGGAAGGUCAUAGCACCCACUCACUUAGAUGCUAAAGGUGAUUCUAGUUAAUUUGGGAUUAGGGUCAGGAAAAUGACAGCAAGACACAUUGAAAGCUCACUUUAUACUCAAAAGAGAUAUCCAUUGAAAGGGGAUGUCUAGAGGGACUUAAACAGCUCCUUUGGCACGUGCCUCUCUGAAUCCAGCCUGCCAUUCCAUCAAAUGGAGCAGGAGAGGUGGGAGGAGCUUCUAAAGAGGUGACUGGUAUUUUGUAGCAUUCCUUGUCAAGUUCUCCAUUGCGGAAUACCUGUCUCCACAUUCCUAGAGAGGAGCCAAGUUCUAGUAGCUUCAGUUCUAGGCUAUCCUUCAAAAACAGUCAGAUCACAAGUAUCUUUGGAAAUUAAGGGAUAUUAAAUUUUAAGUGAUUUUUGGAUGGUUAUUGAUAUCUUUGUAGUAGCCUUUCGUAAAAGACUACCAAAAUGUAUGGUUGUCCGUUUUUUGUUGUUUUUUUUCUUUUUUUUUUUUUUUUUCUAAGUAUUUCUCUUAGCAGAUCAGCAAUCCCUCUAGGGACCUAAAUACUAGGUCAGCGUAGGGGACACUGUGUCUUCUCACAUAACCACCUGUAGCAAGAUGGAUCAUAAAUGAGAAGUGUUUGCCUAUUGAUUUAAAGCUUAUUGGAAUCAUGUCUCUUGUCUCUUCGUCUUUUCUUUGCUUUUCUCCUAACUUUUCCCUCUAGCCUCUCCUCCCCACAAUUUGCUGCUUACUGCUGGUGUUAAUAUUUGUGUGAGAUGAGUUCUUAUCAGGACAACCACUUCUCGAACUGUGAUAAUGAAGAUAAUAAUAUCUUUAUUCUUUAUCCCCCUUCAAAGAAAUUACCUUUGUGUCAAAUGCCGCUUUGUUGAGCCCUUAAAAUACCACCUCCUCAUGUGUAAAUUGACACAAUCACUAAUAUUCUGGUAAUUUAAACAAUUGAGAUAGGAAAAGUGUUUAACAAACUAGGAUAAUUUUUUUUUCAUAUUUGCCAAAAUUUUUGUAAACCCUGUCUUGUCAAAUAAGUGUAUAAUAUUGUAUUAUUAAUUUAUUUUUACUUUCUAUACCAUUUCAAAACACAUUACACUAAGGGGGAACCAAGACUAGUUUCUUCAGGACAGUGGACGUAGUAGUUUGUAAAAACGUUUUUUAUGACGCAUAAGCCAGCAUGCCUGUGAUUUAUUUCCUUCAUGAAUUUGUCACUGGAUCAGCAGCUGUGGAAAUAAAGCUUGUGAGCCCUCUGCUGGCCACAGUGAGGAAAGUAGCACAAAUAGGAUACAGUUGUUAAGUAGUCACUGGCAACAAUUGCAUACAAUUUUACCACCAAGAGAAGGUAUGGUAUGGAAAGUCCAAAUGACUUCCUUGAUUGGAUGUUAACAGCUGACUUGUGUGAGACUUGAGGUUUCAUCUGGUCCUUCCAAACUAUAUGGUUGCCUAGAUUCUCUCUGGAAACUGACUUUGUCAAAUAAAUAGCAGAUUGUAGUGUCUGGUUUGGUUUGGACAGUAGUGCUUUCUAUCAUGUUGUUGUGUGCAAUGGUAAUUUGUUCUACUGGCCAAAGCCUCUUUCAGCAGUGCCUUGCCAUCAUGCUUAAAAGUUUGGCUAGUAUAUCUUGCUGGAUGGAGCCUUGAACUCUGGCAAGGAUUGAACCAUCUGACUUCCAAAUUUGCCUUCCCCUCUGGACCUCACUAUUAACAAGCAAACCUUUCAGGGCCCUCUUAGCUCUCAGAAGCUAUGUAUGGGCUUUCCCAGAUUUUAAAGCUGCUGCCUCGAGAACUACUCAUUUCUCUCCUGGUCAGCAGGCAGAAACAGCCAUACUAAUCUCAUAGGGCUCAAAUGCAUCUUCAGGCAGCAGGGAACCAAGCAGCGUGGCACAGGCCUUCUUGACUGGAGGAAGAGCUUGCUGGCGUGGUGGGCAGUGUUCCAGGAGAGGCCGUGUCCGUGUUCACUUCUUGGCACAUUUCAGUUCCGUUUUCCUCUUGUUUAAAACUGCCUCUUUAGAUGUGGAUGCCUUAAUGCUGUAACACGUUUGAAAACAUUGGCAAUACUUAAGUUGCUGCCAUGAUUACAGAUGGAAUUAUUGGCUACCAAAGAGAUGCAAUUGAUGAUGAAAAGCAUGAUUCUUCCUUCCAUAUAACCAAAGUUAAUCUUAAUUGCAAUUUGACUCUGUUUCCUUGGUAGGGAUAGACUUUCUUCAGAUUCCAAGUGCUCUCUUAAAUGGCAAAUUAAGUUAAAGAAUACUACUGCUCCAUUCCCCUCACUUACUCUCCAGCUAAUUGCUUGUGAGUUCUCAUUUCAUGAAAGCAGUGAUGUUCCAGGUUUGAUUCCGUUUUCCUGUGCACACUGUUGCCAAAUUUUUUUUUUUUAGCAAAGAUUCUGCACUGGAACGUAGAUAGUUGGAAACAGUACUACCUACCUAGAGGUUAUGUGUUUUCUCUUUCUCCCCCCUUUCACCUCUUUCUUUCCCAAUUCAAAACAGCCAAGUGAGCCCUGUUCUGGUAUUUUGAAUCAUUAGAGAAAAGAAAGGGAGUGGCUGUUUUGAGUUGUCCUUUCUUUGCAGAAAGGAGAAAAUGUGAUUUUUUUUUUUACCAGCCUACUUCUAAGUGUCACUGCCUGGUUUUUCUCUUUUUCAAGGAUUAGAACUAAGAGGACACACCAGCAUCGGAGUGUAUUAAGCCCCUGAAAUACAUGGUAGCUAGGGACUGAACACAGGAACUGUAUGACAGCAGCACAAACCCCCAAAGGACGUUCCUGCCUUGUGGGCCCCUGAGCCCCUUGGGAGACUGAGAAUCAUGACCAGAUUCAUCCAGAACUGCUGCAGUGUUAAGUGAAAAUCCUCUGUAGUUGUUCUGCAGAGGAACCUUCCUUCCAUUAGAAAAUUUCUGCUCAAUACAGAAUGGUCCACAUCACCCAAAGCGCGCUGUUGGAGAUGCUGUGAAAUUAAAACCUCUUUGUACCUGAGACAUCUAGAUUCACCUCAGGAGACCUGAAGGAGAUGUGUAACUUGUGGGAAAGAACUAGACAACCAUUUAGGAAUUCUCUAGAUGUACUCAGCCUAACCCAGUGGCUUAACACAAGGAGACUGGCUUUGAUCUUUUUUUCUUGUGGCAUCUUCCAGCAAGUUAGAAGUCUCAUGGGAUAAGACUGCAGUUCCCCUGGUUCAGUAGCUGGAACAGUGAUUUUAAAUGUCCCUUUUUCUGGAUCCCUUGUAAACAUGAAAUCAUUCCAUGGAUGGCUGCCUUAUAAUUUUGUCUCUUUCCACUUUAAUUGUGAAUGGUUAAAAAAAUGCUGUUUUCUGAUAUUAAAUUUUUAUUAGUGCAUAACUUAA